AUAGAGAAUCCAGAAAACACCGCAGUUUUAGUAGCCUACUAUUUCUAAACUGCAUAAAAUGCAAUCUGAAUCCUUUAGUAUAGUGAUGAUUUAUGAUUAUCGAGUAAAUAGAAAGAAGACAUAAAGCAGAAACGACGACGCCAUUGUCAUUGAAGUUCCAUCUCUCUGCCAACUAAUUUACCAGGCAGAAAAAAGCAUAUCUAAAGUCUUUUUCAUGGGAGAGGAAGAUGCAAAACCUGUUGGAGAAUCAACGUCUUCGAAACUCAGCUCGGAUCCAGCCGUGGAAGUUUCUGUUCCCGUGGAGUCGGCUAAAGCUGCAACUCCUCCACCGCCGCUAGCGCCUCAGCCGUCUUGGUUCACUCCUAAAAGGUUGCUUUGUGUUUUCUGCGUGAUCAACAUACUAAAUUAUUUGGAUCGUGGAGCCAUAGCAAGUAAUGGUGUCAAUGGAAAGCGCAGAACUUGUAAUAAAGAUGGUGCAUGUACAUCUGGAAGUGGAAUUCAGGGUGAUUUUAACUUGAACAACUUUCAGGAUGGUGUUGUAUCAUCUGCUUUUAUGGUUGGACUCCUUGUGGCAUCACCAAUAUUUGCAUCUUUUGCCAAAAGAGUCAACCCAUUUAGGCUUAUUGGAAUUGGACUGUCAGUUUGGACCAUUGCAACUGCUGGAUGUGGGUUUUCAAUUAAUUUCUGGUCAAUAACAAUUUGCCGCAUGUUUGUUGGUGUUGGCGAAGCUUCUUUUAUAAGUCUUGCUGCUCCAUUUAUUGAUGAUAAUGCCCCAGCUGCUCAGAAAACAGUAUGGCUUGGAAUAUUCUACAUGUGUAUACCAAGUGGGGUUGCGUUUGGCUAUGUGUAUGGUGGACUGGUUGGAAGCCAUCUAACUUGGCAUUGGGCAUUUUGGAUUGAAGCAAUUUUGAUGUUUCCCUUUGCUAUUUUAGGCUUCGUGAUGAAACCAUUGCAAUUGAAAGGGUUCUCUCCUGCUGGAUCAAAAAAGUUGACAACUUCUGUAGCUGCUGGUUCUCGAGAAAAUGUUGUUUCAAAUGGGGAAGGUGGUUCAUUGCCUAGAAGUGAAUUUCAAGAAACUUCUAAAGCUUCCGGGUCUUCAAAUCAGUUUGUCGAAUUUUUCAAAGAUUUGAAAGCUCUUUUGGUUGAAAAGGUUUUCGUUGUGAAUGUUUUAGGAUAUAUUGCAUAUAAUUUUGUAAUAGGUGCAUACUCCUAUUGGGGACCGAAGGCUGGUUACAGCAUAUACCAUAUGGGCAAUGCAGAUAUGGUAUUUGGUGGCAUUACAGUUGUAUCUGGAAUAGUGGGAACUAUAGUUGGUGGCGUUGUUUUGGAUCGUAUGACCUCCACCCUAUCCAAUGCUUUCAAGCUUCUCUCUAUCGCAACAUUUUUCGGGGCAAUAUUUUGCUUUGUUGCCUUUUGCUUUAAAAGCUUAUAUGUGUAUAUAGCUCUGUUUGCAAUUGGAGAACUGCUUGUGUUUGCCGUUCAGGCUCCUGUAAAUUAUGUUUGUCUACAUUGUGUCAAGCCGAGUUUGAGACCGUUAUCCAUGGCGAUGUCCACUGUAUCGAUUCACAUAUUCGGAGAUGUCCCUUCUGCUCCUCUUGUGGGGAUUCUCCAGGAUCAUGUAAACAAUUGGAAGUUUACGGCUUUGGCUUUGACAUCCAUUCUGUUCCUGGCUGCUAUAAUUUGGUUUAUAGGGAUCUUUCUUCAUAGCGUGGACAGAUUUGAUGAAGAUAGUGAGCAUCCAAUCCCUAUAGUGGAGAAAUCAAACACAACGUCUCUCCUCGAGGAAAUUACGACGAUGGCGACAAAAAGAACAGAGGCUUCUGCUGAUCCCUAGUUACUUGCAGGAAGAUGAAGAAGAAGCAAAUUCAGCAUUACAUUCUUUUAUAUACUCCCAGCAUGUAAAUAAUGUUUGGCAAUUGUUCAUUACAUUAUCUUGUUCAAAUUUUGAACAAUUGAUAGUGCUAAUUGUUUUUAAUGAAGCAGCCUCGGCAUCUUUUGUAUCAAAAGUUUCUGAACUUUCAUCUUC
This is a messenger RNA of Ipomoea triloba (trilobed morning glory), 2026 nucleotides long. RefSeq names its product probable sphingolipid transporter spinster homolog 2. Gene Ontology annotation, molecular function: transmembrane transporter activity. NCBI's taxonomy places the organism in Eukaryota, Viridiplantae, Streptophyta, Magnoliopsida, Solanales, Convolvulaceae. Gene Ontology annotation, cellular component: membrane. The coding region runs from base 215 to 1834 and encodes 539 amino acids. The transcript is spliced from 17 exons. The record is from RefSeq and is a predicted model, not a curated record. Gene Ontology annotation, biological process: transmembrane transport.